Messenger RNA from Quercus robur (English oak), 1012 nucleotides. Its product is annotated as transmembrane ascorbate ferrireductase 1. Gene Ontology annotation, molecular function: oxidoreductase activity. The record is from RefSeq and is a predicted model, not a curated record. The transcript has 4 exons. NCBI's taxonomy places the organism in Eukaryota, Viridiplantae, Streptophyta, Magnoliopsida, Fagales, Fagaceae. The coding region runs from base 135 to 830 and encodes 231 amino acids.
AAGAAAAGGCAAGCAAUUAAAAGACGUUACCACCAGAAUAUAUUUAGCCAUAAGAGAUUGCUUUCAUUUCCGUAUAUAGCUAUUUUACAAAGAUCAGGGUAGAGAGGAUAGAGUUUUUUUUGGAUCAGAGAAACAUGGUACUUGGUGUAAGGGCUAUUCCUUUCACAUUUGUGGCACACGUGCUGGCAAUUUUGGGUCUGGUUUUAGUGUUGGUUUGGACCUUAGAUUUCAGAGGUGGUUUCGCAUGGGAAGCUUCCAACAAGAGCCUCAUCUUCAAUCUACAUCCUUUUUUGAUGUUGGUAGGCUUCAUUAUCAUAGGGGGUGAAGCCAUUAUUAGUUACAAGUCACUUCCUUUGAGGAAAGACGUGAAGAAGUUGAUACAUAUGGUGCUUCAUGCCAUUGCUCUAGUACUUGGUAUUUUGGGAAUUUAUACUGCAUUCAAGUAUCAUAAUGAGAGCGGGAUUGCCAAUCUCUACAGCUUGCAUUCCUGGCUUGGAAUUGGGAUUAUUGCUCUCUAUGGUAUUCAGUGGUUAUAUGGGUUCCUGGUCUUCUUCUACCCUGGAGGGACUAUUGGGCUUAGGAGCGACUCUGUUCCUUGGCAUGUGGUAUUUGGACUUACUGUGUUCACAUUGGCUGUGGGCAAUGCUGCAAUAGGAUUCUUAGAGAAACUUACUUUCCUUGAAAAUACAGGGCUUGCAAAGUAUGGCUCAGAGGCCUUACUUGUCAACUUCACUGCUGUUAUUACAAUAUUAUUUGGAGCCUUUGUUAUAUUAUCUGUUCUUUCUCAGUCUCCAGCAGAAGAUGAUGAAAAUAGCUACUCUGCUAUCUAAUAAGAUGUUUUUAUAUAUUCCUUAUUAAAAAAACCUUAUCAAAAAAAGAUGUUUUUAUAUAUUUGUUGUAUGGAUUAUUUUCCAGUGACCGGAUAUUGUAUGGAACAAGGAUGUUUGGUAUCUGUAUUUUCUGGACAUAAAGAUUGUGACAGUUACCAAUAAAUUAUUGUAGUUUAUCCACU